Molecule: messenger RNA, 510 nt
Organism: Cylicostephanus goldi
Lineage: Eukaryota; Metazoa; Nematoda; Chromadorea; Rhabditida; Strongylidae
Source: the annotation of a GenBank genome assembly
CAGCUUACGUUUACUCACAGAGAAUCUUCAACAGUGCUUCAGGCCACCGUGUACAAUGUUGUUCCAAACGUCGCAAUAGUUUUCACGGCUUUGUCAGCUCCAUUCAUGGCAGCGCGGUUGCUGAGUUCCGGCAAAUCGAUGACACUAACGAGAAAAAUAAUGGAGGGCGUUUCGUUGACGGGAGUAGCUUUAUGCUUAUUUAUCGUUCCAAUCACAUCGUCAUUUGUACCGGCUUUGCUCAUAUUUUCUAUGGCUAUGGCAAGCCGGGGACUGCAUCAUGGAGGUGUUUCCGUAAACCCUCACGAUCUGGCGCCACAUCAUACUGGAGCUGUUUUUGGCAUCUUCAAUGCAUGCAGUGCAAUUACGGGCUUUAUCGGUGUGUACGUAGCUGGACACAUCCUGGACGCGACAAAUAACAACUGGUCGUAUGUGUUUAUAAUCACCGGUGUACAAUGCAUCAUUGGAGCACUUGUUUACGGGCGUUACGGUACGGGAACUAAGAUUAUCUAG